AUGAAGAAAAGAUCGGGUCUUGUGUUGGAUGCUGCAUCACUGGAAAAUUACCAAAAAGACAUCCAAUCGUAUCAAAUAAAAAGCAAUAAUUCCUUGCAGUUGAGGGCGUUUUAUUUGAAUGAAUCAGGCCUAUUUACAAAAGAUGGUCAUCAGUUACAUGGUACUGUGAAUAAGGAUGAUAUAGAUUUUUCGACUAAACGUAGCAUAGGCCGCGGGGUCAGUGGUGAUGUUUUUUUUGUUCAACAUAAAGAUGGCACUCCAAUAGCAUUAAAGCGGAUUCCUAUAUCGUCAAAAACGCAUCGCGAUGAAAUUGAUAGGGAGCUUCAGUUCUUCAACACACGAGUUGAUUCUCCUUUUGUUAUGAAGAACCAUGGGGCCUACUGGGACGCAGAGGAUGGGGCGAUUGUUAUCUCAAUGGAAUGGAUGGUCUUCACGGUGAAGGACCUCGGUUUUUUUUGGGAAGGACUUGAAGAAUCUAUUCUCCAAGGUACAUUUUUCCAAGUGGUGUCAGGGCUUCUUUAUCUUCAUGAUAAAAAGAGGGUUAUCCAUAGGGAUAUCAAACCAAGUAAUUUGCUGAUCAACAGUAAAGGUCAGGUAAAAAUAGCUGAUUUUGGAGUUUCGAAGCUUAUGCAGACACUGGAUGUUUCCUCUACCUACGUUGGUACGAUGUACUUUAUGGCCCCUGAAAGACUAGAGCAAGGGGCCCAUGGAUUCAGCAGUGAUAUAUGGUCUUUGGGCCUCACAAUGGUGGCUACUAUAACUGGUAAAAAUCCUUGGGCACCUCCUGAGAAGAUGAAUCUUUUUGAACUGCUUAAAAAAAUUUCUGGUGACAGUGUUCCAACGUUGCCCCAAAAGCCAGUUUAUUCGGAUGCAGCGCAGGAUUUCAUUAAACGAUGCUUAACGCGUGAUCCCAAUUUACGACCGACGUGUGCAGAGCUUUUAAGACAUCCUUUUCUAAAGGACAUGACGGUUGAGGUCGCUAUCGAGAAUGUGAGGUUAGCAGUUGAAUACAUGUCGCGUUUAAUUAGCAGUGAUGCCAAAAAGAAUAAGCAUGUGCAGCGGUCGCAGGAAUCUAUACAAAGGGAUAUGGAUGCAAAAUUGGAUAAGCUAGUAUCCUAA
Molecule: messenger RNA, 1119 nt
Organism: Phytomonas sp. Hart1
Lineage: Eukaryota; Euglenozoa; Kinetoplastea; Trypanosomatida; Trypanosomatidae
Source: the annotation of a GenBank genome assembly